Messenger RNA from Thlaspi arvense, 2573 nucleotides. The record is from the annotation of a GenBank genome assembly. NCBI's taxonomy places the organism in Eukaryota, Viridiplantae, Streptophyta, Magnoliopsida, Brassicales, Brassicaceae.
UUGUUAUAGAAACCAAGAUGUUCGUAUUUCCAUAAAUAAAAAUAAAUACUAACCGAAAAUAAAUGAUUGGCGAAAGGCCCACACGAACAUACAAACAUAAUACACACAGAACAAUAAAGAUGCGUAUAUAUACAUUGCGAAACAGAGAUUAGAGAGAGCUUCGACGCCUCUCAGCUUCGCCGAAUAUCACGGUGGCUAAUACUGAAAGGAAAAAGAAAAAAAACCCAUAAUAUGGCAAACCACUAACCCUCAUAACAAAAUUACCAAAAAAAAAAAACCAACUCUUUCUCUUCUCUCUCUCCCUCUAAAUAUACAUUCUUUGGCGCUUUUCCGAGAUUGAUUUUGCUUCUCAGGCGGCGAUAUGUCGGCGGCCGGCGUUAGCCCUUUGGCCGUUGCACCAAUCACUGCCGGACCCACCACCACACGCCGUCGUGUCGGGGAUUCCCUUGAGACCACCUCAGAACGACCCUCGAUUUCCUCCGAUUACUGCAACAUAGUCAACAUCUCCGUCUCGCCGGAUUUAGACGACGGAGAUGCCAUUGGACAAAACGGCGCGUGUUCCUCACCUUCCUCUAUGGGUUCCUCGUCGAGCGGAUCCCAUUACCACCACGAUCAUCACUACCACCACCAUCACCCCACGAUUCGGUACCUCCUCCUCCGUAAACUCAAAUUGCCGUUUCUAUGCGACGGUGGUGGAUCGACGGCUGUGGUGGGCCAAGGAUUCUGCUCUGGGAGAAACGUUGGCCGUCGGAUCUUGGGUCUCCUCAUGGUUCUCGUCGUCGCUUCUCUCUUCCUCAGAGUCUCUCUCAUGAGUGGCCGAGUCGUUGACCACGCUCACCGGAGGGAUUUGAACGAGCUCGUCGUCGUUAGGACGCUUCACGAAGAUUGGUCCAUGGCUCAACGCGCAAUGACGGAGAACGUCGCUUUUGAGAAGCUUCCCAUUCCAGAGAUAUGGCAGAAACCUGAAAUCGGAAAUUAUCGCCAGUGUGCGUCACGUCCCAAGAACCCUUCACGGCUGCGUAGGAAAACCAACGGUUAUCUUCUAGUACACGCGAAUGGAGGAUUGAAUCAGAUGAGAACUGGGAUAUGUGACAUGGUUGCUGCAGCAAAGAUUAUGAAUGCGACUCUUGUUCUUCCUCUCCUCGACCAUGAAUCUUUCUGGACUGACCCGAGCACUUUCAAAGAUAUCUUUGACUGGAGACACUUCAUGAACGUAUUGAAAGAUGACGUCGACAUUAUCGAGUACUUGCCUCCUCGUUAUGCAGCCAUGAGACCUCUCCUCAAGGCUCCUGUUUCUUGGUCCAAGGCUAGUUACUACAGAAGCGAGAUGCUCCCAUUGUUGAAAAAACAUAAAGUGAUCAAGUUCACACACACCGAUUCACGUUUGGCCAACAAUGGCUUGCCACCAUCAAUCCAACGGCUGAGAUGCCGUGCUAAUUACCAGGCGUUAGGUUACUCCAAGGAGAUUGAAGAUUUUGGUGAAGUUUUGGUUAACCGGUUAAGAAACAACAGUGAACCCUUCAUUGCUCUGCACUUGAGAUACGAGAAAGACAUGCUUGCCUUCACAGGAUGCAGCCACAACCUCACAGCUGGAGAAGCUGAAGAGCUGAGGAUCAUGAGGUACGGUGUUAAACACUGGAAGGAGAAAGAGAUUGACAGCAGAGAGAGGCGGAUCCAAGGCGGUUGUCCGAUGUCUCCCCGUGAAGCGGCGAUAUUUCUAAAGGCCAUGGGGUAUCCUUCUUCCACGACUGUGUACAUAGUCGCCGGUGAGAUCUACGGAGGAAACAGCAUGGAUGCUUUCAGAGAAGAGUACCCAAACGUCUUCUCUCACUCAAUGUUGACGACUGAAGAAGAGUUAGAGCCCUUUAAGCCAUACCAGAACCGCUUGGCUGCGUUGGAUUACAUCGUAGCCCUCCAGAGCGACGUUUUCGUGUAUACGUACGAUGGGAAUAUGGCUAAGGCUGUGCAAGGUCACAGGAGAUUUGAAGGGUUUAAGAAAACUAUCAAUCCAGACAGGUUAAAUUUUGUUAGACUGAUAGAUCAUUUAGACGAAGGAGUGAUGUCUUGGGAUGAGUUUUCUUCAGAGGUGAAGAGGUUACACAGAGACAGGAUCGGUGCGCCUUAUGAUAGACUCUCCGGUGAGUUCCCUCGGCUUGAGGAGAAUUUCUACGCGAACCCACAACCAGAUUGCAUCUGUAACAAGUCUCACCCUGAGCAACUCUGGAAACCAAAUCUGAGAACAAAGUCUAAUAGAUGGAAAGAGAGUGCUUCAAGAUAAGAAGAAGAACACAAAACACUGAACAGAGAAGAGACAUUCAAACACUUUUUGUAGCCUUCUUGUACAAUAUAGGAAAGAAGAAGAACGAUUUCUUGGAAGAUUCGUCACACACACACACACACAAAUCUUGUAGAAUCGAAUUCACUAUACAUCAUGAGUAUCAAUGAUAUAGCCAUUUUUUGUUUUCUGUUGUGUCUCUUUCGAGCAGCUGAUUGAACAAUCCCAAAACUAAUAGAGAUAUAUAAUUGAUCCAAUUCCUUGUACAUUGGAUUACGGACCAUUAGUCUUUUCAUCA